Messenger RNA from Lotus japonicus, 1403 nucleotides. RefSeq names its product protein SRG1-like. NCBI's taxonomy places the organism in Eukaryota, Viridiplantae, Streptophyta, Magnoliopsida, Fabales, Fabaceae. The record is from RefSeq and is a predicted model, not a curated record. Bases 44 to 1186 code for a protein of 380 amino acids. The transcript has 5 exons.
UAAAUCAGAAACACCUGAUAUUGUUGCCUAUAUAAAUGCAUGGAUGUUUACAAACACUUACAUACAAACAGUAAUCACUAUUUUUCUCCUUUCUCUCCAUUGUUGUGGUGUGGAUCACGUUGUAGCUAUGGAAUCAAUUUCUCUUCCAGUGCCCUCUGUCCAGGAGUUAGAAAAAGAGGCUUUCUUCACCAAAGUUCCAGAGCGUUAUGUUCGUUCGAAUCUUGAACGUCCCACAUUAUCCCCCACCACUCCUUUACCUGAAGUUCCUGUGAUUAACUUUGCCAAUUUUUUGUCUCAAGAUCUCAAAGACUCUGAGCUCAAGAAGCUAGAUUGUGCAUGCAAAGAGUGGGGCUUCUUUCAGUUGAUUAAUCAUGGAGUCAGCGAGUCAUUGCUAGAAGAUGUGAAGUUAGGUGCUGAAAAAUUCUUCAAACUUCCAAUGGAAGAGAAGAAUAAGUUUAGGCAGAAGGAAGAUGUGGAGGGAUAUGGUCAGAGCUUUGUUGUCCGUGAUAACCAGAAAUUGGAGUGGGCAGAUAUGUUUCUUAUGCACACUUUGCCAGCACGCCGAAGGAAACCUCACUUAUUCCCCAACAUUCCCUUACCAUUCAGGGAGGAUUUAGAGACCUACUUGGAAGAAGUGAAAAACCUUGCAAUCCACAUACUUGACCUUAUGGCCAAUGCUUUGACAAUAGACACCAAGGAAAUUAGGGAGCUAUUUGGUGAAGGAGAUCAAACAGUGAGGAUGAAUUAUUAUCCACCAUGUCCACAGCCAGAGCUUGUGAUGGGACUCAACCCUCAUUCUGAUAGUGGCGGCCUCACCAUUCUUCUCCAAGCCAAUGAAGUGGAAGGGCUUCAAAUAAAACAUGACGGAUUGUGGAUUCCAGUUAAACCCGUUACUAAUGCUUUCAUCAUCAACAUUGGAGACAUGUUGGAGAUAAUGACAAAUGGAAUUUAUAAAAGCAUCGAACACCGAGCAACUAUUAAUUCAGAAAAGGAGAGAAUUUCUAUAGCUGCAUUUUACUCCCCUGGUAUAAAGGAAAACAUAAGUCCAGCGUCAAGCCUAAUUACACCAAAUAAUCCAGCUGUUUUCAAAAGAGUUAAUGUAUUGGAAUACCACAAAGGAUACGUUGCACGCGAACUCCAAGGAAAAUCUUACCUCGAUAGCAUUAGGAUUGAGGAUCCAAAAUGAAAAGGAGAAAAGUUUAUGGAACUUCACAAUUGAUGAUGGGGUUUAGAAAAUUGAAGCACACAUUAGAGUUUGAUUAAGAGCUCAUUUGCAUAGCCACUUUUUCUAUUUUUCUGCUAAAAAUAAGUGUAUGAACAUGGAAUGUAGCCCCUGUCAUCAUAUAUCAAAUUUGUGUAUUUUUGUUAAAUAAAAGAGUGUUCAGAAAAAAAAUGGUUACAUA